Penicillium waksmanii is the source of this 399-nucleotide messenger RNA. RefSeq lists its product as uncharacterized. Lineage: Eukaryota; Fungi; Ascomycota; Eurotiomycetes; Eurotiales; Aspergillaceae. Bases 1 to 399 code for a protein of 132 amino acids. The transcript has a single exon. The record is from RefSeq and is a predicted model, not a curated record.
AUGCAUUGCCCCCCCCUUGUUACCCACCAGGGUACGCGUCUUAUUGCAGUGUUGUUCCCAAUACACCUUUAUGUCUUGGUUCUGGGAAUCUGGGAGGACUGCCUCCCGGAUGGAAUGGGAAUGGAAUGGGUUACCCAGAACAUCACCACCAUCAAAUGCGGCCACCGCCACCACAUCCGCCGCCUGGAUACCAACCUCCUUAUCCUGUGCAACAACCCUAUCCACCACCUUUAUAUCCACCGACUCCGCCUACACCACCACCAGGAUAUCCUUAUCCCUAUCCUCCUCAAUACCCUUAUCCUUAUCCCAUUUACCCACAGCCGCCGCGAGAACCAGAUCACCCGCCAACUACCAGACCACUUUAUGAACCAACUACCAAACCUUGUGAAUGCCCCGUGA